GCGAGGAUAGGAGUUAGGGGUAACUAAUUGCUUUCAUGUACGACAUGUAUGCCUGUUGAUUAUGACGCCAUAAAUACCAUUGUCAUUAUUUAAUAUAUAAAAGACAUGGAUGGUUAAUAUGAGCAGACAUAGGAGGGUUGCAUGGCAUAAAGGAGGGACACUAUAGUACGAUUGUGCUUAUGGCUAUGCAAUUAAGUAUUAUUAAGACCUCGCCUUGAGAAAGGAGUAUAUGUUCAUAGUAAUAUGUACAUAUAUGUAUAAGCAAUGUUAGAGAAAGAUGGCUAUGCUCACUGGAGGGAAACAUUAACUUCUUUUAUGCUUGCUUAUUGUGCAACUAUUAUGAGGAACUACAUUUUGAACACACAAGUUAGUUGAACCUUCACCUAGUUCAGGGUGAAUGCAUUGGUAGGGACAUUAUAACACCCACACACCCACACACAUACACACACCCACACGAGUCACCCGUGAAAGGGGAUAUUGUUUUGAGGAAGUUGCUUGUUGUGAGAAAAUGUAUGAGAUGAAUGUCAGUCCACUGCUGAAUUAGUUUUUGUCUUCCAAGAAGAGCUGGAAUAUGUUAAUGAGUUUCAGGAAGGAGGAGAAGGUUGGAGCUAUGACGCCAAAGGGUGAAAAGCACAAUGGCGUCGGGUGAGGAGGAACUGUCUCGAACAAGAGAGGAGUACGAGCGAGAACAGCUGGAGGUUUGCUCGACGAACAUUUUCCUUCACAGUCAAGAUGGCCAGCAACUGAUUGGGCGUCAAGGACCCACUCAGCCUCAGGGUGGGAGCUCCUCCUUGAAGCAGGAGGAGCUACAGUUUCCCAACAAAAAGGGAAACCUUAAAACCUUCCUUAAAAAGGAAGAGGAGGAACUCUGGAUUGCUCAGGAGGGAGGCGUGCCUGUGAAGACUGAAGACCAUGAAGACGUCAGUGAAGAACAUCUUCAGCACAAGGAGCCUCAGCCCCCCCACAUCAAAAAGGAGGAGGAGAGACCAGAACCCAUCCACAGUAAAGAGGAAGAAGAGGAUCACAGAAUCAGUCAGGAGGGAGAGCAUCUUGAAGGACCGGUGGAGCCUCCAGUGAUUGGUGUCCCUGUGAAGAGGGAAGAUGAAGACAAAGGUCCAAGUGAGGAGAAGAGAGAGGUGGAGCCUCCAAGCAGCAGCUCAACUCAACACAUGACAAUAGAAGCUGAUGGAGACCACUGUGGAGGAUCACAAGCAGACAACCUCUUAGCUUUACUAUCAGGUAGUGACGACACAACGUCACACUCUCCUGACACUGAUGAUGAAGACUCUAAAGCUGAUCAGACAUGUCACACUGACAACACACACUUGAAAUGCUCUCAAUGUGAUCAAACUUUUGAGCACAUGAGAGCGCACACUGGAUAUAAACCAUACUUCUGCUCAAUGUGUGAUAAAAGAUACUUUGAGAAGGUACAAUUGACAAUACACAAUAGGGAAAAACCUUUUACCUGUUCUCUAUGCGGUAUAGAUUUUGGACGAAAUGAGCAUUUGAAAAGACACAUGGCAAUACACACUGGUGAGAAACCAUUUUCCUGUUCCGUGUGUAGUACAAGUUUUGGACGAAAUCAGAAUUUGAAAAUACACAUGAGAAUACACACUGGAGAAAAACCAUAUUCAUGUUCUAGCUGCAGCAAAUGCUUUCGUAACGAAUCAAACCUGAAAAAACACAUGAGAAUACACGCUGAAGAAAAAACGUAUUCAUGUUCUAGCUGCAGCAAAUGCUUUCGGAACCAAACUAACCUGAAAAAACACAUAAGAAUACACACUGGUAAAAAAGCAUUUUCCUGUUCAGUGUGUGGUACAAGUUUUGCUCGAAAAAGUAAUUUGAAACAACACAUGAGAAUACACACUGAAGAAAAACCAUAUUCAUGUUCUAACUGCAACAGAAGCUUUCGUUUCCAAAAAAACCUUGUAGCACACAUGCGAAUACACACCGGUGAGAAACCAUUUUCCUGUUCCGUGUGUGGUACAAGUUUUGCACGAAAUGAUCAUUUGAAACAACACAUGAGAAUACACACUGAAGAAAAAAUGUAUUCAUGUUCUAGCUGCAGCAAAUGCUUUCGUUACCAAUCAAACCUUAAAAACCACAAGAGAAUACACACUGAAAAAAAAACAUUUUCCUGUUCAGUGUGUGGUACAAGUUUUGGUCGAAAUAGUAAUUUGAAAAAACACAUGAGAAUACACACUGGUGAGAAACCAUAUAGCUGUUCAGUGUGUGGUACAGCUUUUGGUCAAAAUGGUCAUUUGAAACAACACAUGAGAAUACACACUGGAGAAAAACCGUAUUCAUGUUCUAGCUGCAGCAAAUGCUUCAGUAACCAAACAGACCAUAAAACACACAUGAGAAUACACACUGGUGAGAAACCAUUUUCCUGUUCGGUGUGUGGUACAAGUUUUGGUCGAAAUUGUCAUUUGAAACAACACAUGAGAAUACACACUGAAGAAAAACCGUAUUCAUGUUCAAGCUGCAGCAAAUGCUUUCGUAACCAAACAAACCUUAAAAUACACAUGAGAAUACACACUGGUGAGAAACCAUAUACCUGUUCAGUGUGUGGUAAAGGUUUUGUGCAAAGUCAUGAUUUCAAAGUACACAUGAGAAGGCACACUGGGGAAAAACCAUAUGCCUGUUCUGUCUGCGGCAAAAGCUUCUGUGAGCAAAAAGCAGUUGUAAGACACAUGAGAAAACACCGGUGAGAAAACCUUUUUUUGUUCAGUGUGUGGCAAAGGUUUUGUACGAAUUGUAUUUUUGAAGGUGCACAUGAAAAUACACAGUGGUGGCAAAGUGUUGAGUUGCGGUGUGUGUGAUGAAAGAUUCUCUCAUAAGUACCAGGUUAACAAUCACAAGUGUGCUGGUGAGGAUAGCAGCGGUAAAUGAAGCUGCAGGAUUUGAAGGAAACAGUCAAGACUUGGAUAACGUUGACUUCCUCACAGCAUCACCACAUAUAACGUGUGACAUCAUUGUUGUGUUUGUAACAAUAUAUUUCUAAAAAUGUAUUUUAUGUGCUGCUUGGUAAGCAUUGGGAAGACAGUAGAUGGUCAUCUUAGGUGUACCACCGUUGGAAAGAGCAUGACGGGUGUUUUGGCUGCGCCCUUUGCUACUUUUCCUUAAUCUUUGAGAGUUAUAUUUUCAUGCAAAAGGAGGACAAAGUUGAUGUAGGACUACAUACAUUAACCUGCUAUUAUAUGCAUUCUGUUCAAUAAAGAAACUUAAUAAAUUGACUCAAACUGUCUACGCACCAAGCAUACUUUGAUUUUAUACUCGGCCCAGAGGUAGCAAAUAACCCGCCCUGCGCCUAGCCAUGCCCUGCUCGCUCACUUACUAAAAUGGCCGACAUUCCGCCAUUGGGUACCAUGAUCUAUUAUUGUGUACACUUUUGACUGAGUAGGCGGUCUUUCACAGCACACUUUAACGUCUUUGCCUCGGAUAUGCGUCCUCAAAAUGGCCGUGUGUGAGGUAAACCUUGCUAAUUUCCAUUUUUAAGGCAUUUAACAAUUGUAAUGCUUUAAUUCUUGGUUAGCAUACGCCCCGGUUAGCGUGUUUUUUGGCUUAUGUCAAAAAUUUACGAUAAUGUUUCACCACGGUUUGUGUACAAUUACCAGUUAAUGUACAAUAUGUCGUGCGUCUUGUUGGGUUAUUAAAUACACCGCCUGAGUCCAACAACAAGUUUGAAACAAAAAGUUAAAUGUUUAUUUAUCCCUGUCAUUUUGUCAUGUACAUGCAUUUUGAAGUGAUUUCCGCUUGUAAAACUAUGAUUUUUAUUCUAUUAAAAGGUGUUCUGUGUUAACA
Molecule: messenger RNA, 3804 nt
Organism: Dunckerocampus dactyliophorus (ringed pipefish)
Lineage: Eukaryota; Metazoa; Chordata; Actinopteri; Syngnathiformes; Syngnathidae
Product: zinc finger protein 883-like
Exons: 4
Coding region: 636-2711 (691 amino acids)
Source: RefSeq, a predicted model, not a curated record